This is a messenger RNA of Nylanderia fulva, 594 nucleotides long. RefSeq lists its product as uncharacterized. Gene Ontology annotation, molecular function: nucleic acid binding. Lineage: Eukaryota; Metazoa; Arthropoda; Insecta; Hymenoptera; Formicidae. The record is from RefSeq and is a predicted model, not a curated record.
AUGGUAGAACGGUUUCACCGCUCUCUUAAAUCCCCCAUCCGCUGCCAUGCAUCCACCGAGUGGGUAGACAUCCUCCCCACGGUCCUGGGACUACGAGCCAGCGUCAAAGAGGACUUGAAGACCAGUGCAGCGGAAUUGGUUUACGGAACCCCAAUCCGUCUACCCGGAGAAUUCUUCAUAGACGAAGACCCACCAAAAGACCCUCAGAUAUUCAUCGAAAAGUUACGCAAAUUCAUGCGUAAAAUACGACCAACACCGCCAGCUCACCACAUCAGGCCCAGGGUAUUCAGUUAUAAGGACCUCUUCAGCUGUUCCCAUGUAUUCGUCCGAGUGGACGCCGUCAAAAAGCCUCUCGACUGCCCCCACGAAGGCCCGUACGAGAUCAUCGAAAGGAUAUCCGAUCGAGUUUUUAAGCUCAAAAUCAAAGGAGAGGAGGUAACCAUUUCCACGGAAAGACUGAAGCCGGCCUACCAAGAGUUAAUACCCCGGGAGACGCUACAUGUACCAAGGACAUACCCGCCACAGCACAGCAACCUACGAAGACCUAUCCUCCAGCCAAAAAGGUCACAUUCGCAACUUAGGCAAAGUUGCUAA